Molecule: messenger RNA, 3810 nt
Organism: Coccinella septempunctata (seven-spotted ladybird)
Lineage: Eukaryota; Metazoa; Arthropoda; Insecta; Coleoptera; Coccinellidae
Gene: numb
Product: protein numb
Exons: 6
Coding region: 424-1944 (506 amino acids)
Source: RefSeq, a predicted model, not a curated record
GCCUAUGGCCAGGAGACCAGUCGCUCAGUUCGUUCGGUACCAAUAAAAGUCCGUUUGAAAUAUCUAACGCAUCAUCCAUUCCGGGAAUGGACGGGUUUUUUCGGUUUCCUGCAUUUUUCUGAAUCGGAUUCUCGUUUUGCAAUGUCGCCGUCGCUAUUCUAUCGAAUGUCCAGCGUUCACGAGAGGAAUUAAGAAAUUCGCGAUCGAGCGGUACCGAUGUCUUCUUCGAUCUUCGUCCGAAUGAAAGGUACCAAGGUUUCAAGGCUUGCUUGAUUUUUUUUCACGCGGUUUUCGAGUCUUUGGAACGUUUUGGAUAGUCAGUGAGUUCCAUGUGAAGAGUUCCUUUGGAUUAUUGGAUUGUCUUGUUCUUCUACACUAUUGUGUUGUUUUUGUUUGUUGUCAGUUCGUUUAUUUAUCCAGAAAAUGGGUAAUCAUUCAUCUAACCACCUUCCUCUGGAUUCUAUGGGGAAAUUCGGUGAUCCCACAGUGCGGAGGAGUCUUCGUUCUCCACGCAAAAUGGACAGGCUCCGGAGAUCUUUCCGCGAUUCCUUCAGGAGACGGAAGGAUAGGGUCCCGGAAGCCAGCAAACCGCACCAGUGGCAGGCGGAUGAGUCGGCUGUGAGGCAGGGUACCUGCACCUUCCCCGUCAAAUAUCUGGGUUGCGUUGAGGUGUUCGAUUCCAGGGGGAUGCAAGUUUGUGAGGAGGCUCUGAAGGUUCUCAGGGGUUCAAGACGGAGACCUGUCCGAGCCGUCCUCCACGUGACAGGAGAUGGUCUGAGGGUCGUGGAGGAAGAGACCAAAGGCCUGAUCGUUGACCAGACGAUCGAGAAGGUGUCCUUCUGCGCCCCGGACAGGAACCACGAGAGGGGUUUCAGCUACAUAUGCAGGGACGGCACCACCAGGAGGUGGAUGUGCCACGGUUUUCUGGCAAUGAGGGAAUCGGGGGAGAGGCUGUCCCACGCGGUCGGUUGCGCGUUCGCGGUUUGCUUGGAAAGGAAGCAGAAGCGAGAUAAGGAAUGUGGAGUCACGAUGACCUUCGAUCAGAAGAACUCCACGUUCACGAGAAGCGGAAGUUUUAGACAGCCCGAACUGAGCGAAAGGUUAGAACGUGCAAUAGACGUACCUGGUGCAAAAUCAUCGUCAAUAGUGAAUCCCUUCGCCAUAGAAAGGCCGCAUGCCACGGAAAGUAUGUUGAUCAGACAGGGAAGCUGCCGCGGUUUCAGCACCUUGGGAGAGAACUCCCCGUUCAAAAGACAAAUGUCGUUGAGGAUCAACGAUCUUCCCAGCAAUACGGCUAGGUUGAGUAACGCUUUCCACUCGAUGAACUCGAGGAAUCAGGCGUCCAAAGUUGCGGCCAUAACAGAGAUAUCCCCUGGAGAUUCGGUGACCGCGCUAUGCCAGCAACUGUCCCAAGGUCUGAGUCAGUUGACGCACAGCGGUUCCGACGACCUGAAUUUCAACAACCAAACUUCGGUGAACCAGAACACGGUCAACCUGAGCGUCACCACCAUCAACAACACCUUCAAUCAAACAGACAACACAUCGCGGUCCCUGACGGCAACGCCGGUCAGCAUCAAUUUGAAUUCGAAUACUUCGCAAACCUCUUCGAUCGGUGCAAUUCAACAGGGUGGUGCGUCGAGCGGCAAUACGUCCCUCAAUACGAGCGUUGCAGCGAAUGCCGCUUUACCAAAGCCGGAGCAAUGGUUGGGGCAGAUAGUGAACGCGUCCCCUGUUCUUGGUGGCAUGGACGGGGCAUCGCCUAGGAAAUUAGGUUUCAUGAGCAGUCAUUCGAGAGCCAUGUCCCUGGAUUCAGCCUCGGAAACAUUCUCAAGAACAGCACAACCCGAUCCAUUCGAUGCAGAAUGGGCGGACGUGAUCGAGCAAAAGAAAAGCAGUAACACAAAUCCCUUCUUAACAAAUUCCCCGCUGCAGAUUCAAUUGUAGCAAACAGACGGUUCCAAGGUACAAUUCUGUAUUCGGCAUUUAACGGAUCAAUAAAUAUGAGCAAAAUUGUAUUGGUUGGAAAAUAUUCAUUAACCGUUUAGAAUCGGGGAAGGGUGGAUGGAAAUGCUGGAAAAAAAUAUUUGAACAUAAUUGCAGUCAUAUUAGAAUUUCGAAAGAGUCCAUUCUUAUCAUAUUGACAAAAUGUUGAUAGUCGUUCGUUUUUUUAUUGAAUUUUUUCGAAGGGAAAAUCCUUCACUACAUACCCCCUUUUUUAGCCCCACACAGUCUCACCAACUGUUUCGUUUAGAAUUUUUUCCAUUUCAUAAAUUAGAGUCGCAAGAAACUCGUUCAGCAUUACGCGCUGAUUUACUCGAAACGUGUAGUAUUUCUGAAUGUUUCAGUAUAUUUCAGAAUAAGUGGCUGAUAUAAGAACGGUUUCAUCUAAAAAUAUUCGUUGAGAAAAAAUUCCAAGCUUACUACCCAAGGUUUUUAUUUCUGGGAUUUUGAUAUUCACAGGGAACAUUGUUGGCUUUGUAUAUAGGUUCUUGACAUUGAAAAAAUGGUGGAAAUAUGAAAUGAAAUAAAGAGUAUGGCUGUGAUUUUACUGAGUAAGAACUUCUUGUUGAAGGAUAAGAUAUUAUGAAAGUGCAAGACUAUAAAAGCUGUGAUUGAUUUCAAUCCUGACUGGAUUAUUUUCCAACCAAAAAAAGAUUCUCAUCUCAUGCUUCUUAGGAAUUUAGGGUUAGAAAAGUUUGUUACAUAUCUAACAACAAAUGUUGAAUUCUUCAAAGAAUUGAGUUGAUGUUGCUGUAUGAAAAUGUAGUCAUUAUUGCCUUGAUUUCUUUACAUACAGGAGGAAUAUAAUUGCUCAAAUUAUUUACAGUCUUGUGGAUUUAUAGCAAUAUAGUAAUAUGUGUAAUUUUCCUAGAAAAAACCUCGAUAAUUUUUCGUACUUAUGUGGUACUUAAUUUUCUCCCUAUCUUUGUUGCAAAUAUUGAACUAUAAAAUUGUUUGUCUUUAUUUCGACAAACUAAUGCUUCAAUGAAUACAGAACAAAUUGAUUCUCAUAAUGAGUGAGUAAAAAAAUAGUGUGACCAUUUUGUGCAGAAUUGCUUCCAUUUUUUUGGUUAUUCAAAACCGUCCAAAAAACUUUUUGAUUCUGGAGUUGAAUUGAUAUGAUUGAACCCUUCCAAUGACUUGAUUCACUCAUCAUACAAAUAUCGAAUUGAAAAUAAUAAGUGUGUUUACCCUGCAGUAUAUAUAUGAAUUGUAGAUUCUCCAGGUUUUCUGUGAAAACCCUUGAGAAGCCAGAACAUGCAGAAUUGCUAAAGUUAAAAUGAAUGCAGUCUCACUAUUUUAUUUACAGAUCUCACUAUUGUGUUUCUACAAGUUGAAAUACCUCAAGAACAAAAACUUCUUGCCAUUGUAUCAAUAAACUCCUGUGGCAAUUGUAGGAGUAGCCACAUUAUCAAAGUUUCAUCUACACAUGGUUGAAGAUCAUUUCCAUUAUGCCAUACUCAUGAAAAUUAACCCUAUAGUUCAGGUUCAUGAAAUUCACAAUUCAGUAACAUUUGUGAUUUGAACUGUGUCACAUCAGGAAACAAUCUGAAUGUUCCUUGCUGUUUCAAUGAUUUAUUUUAAAAAUCUUAUAUUCAUAUCCGAUUGAGCAUAUCAUUGAAAUCAAAUGUUAUGGAUAUUGUAACAUAAGCUUCGCUACUUAAGAACUAUUCUUGUUUUUAUUUAUGAUCUGGGGCACGCUGCUCUAUCAGGCACUUGUACUUAUAACUUAACUUGUAUUAUACAUCUUAAUUAUGUUAUUUUGUAUUAUAGCAUUAUAAAUAAAUAUAUAUAUAUUAGCUGUUGAAA